Molecule: messenger RNA, 2846 nt
Organism: Hypoxylon trugodes
Lineage: Eukaryota; Fungi; Ascomycota; Sordariomycetes; Xylariales; Hypoxylaceae
Exons: 2
Coding region: 1-2691 (896 amino acids)
Biological process (GO): dolichyl monophosphate biosynthetic process
Cellular component (GO): endoplasmic reticulum membrane
Molecular function (GO): dolichol kinase activity
Source: RefSeq, a predicted model, not a curated record
AUGCCUGAGCACCUCAACCCCUCUGAACACGAUGCUUUGAGGUUGCUCUCACGAUCCCCACAUCCUUAUCAUCGCCAGACCUCCGAAUUACUCGACCCAUCUGACCGUCUUGCGUAUAAGUCCUCGGGGAGAAGCCGUUUCGAUGCGCCCUCAGACUCCACCGCCUCAAGAGAAGUCACCCCGAGUAGCGAUAGUGGCACCGAGGCCGACGAUGAACACUUUCUCAAAGGCCUACCCGCCCCUAGGAGGUUUCGGAAGGGGUUGCGAGGGCACAAUGAAGCUCUAUCCGGUACUUCGACUCCGAUUCCCUCCCCCGCUCUUCUGGAGGAGGAGGCCCGAAGAUCGUCGUAUAACCUGAAAAAAGAGGCGCAUAUGGGUAAACUCUCGCCGAGUACCGCCCACAGAGUGCGAAGGAGAAGAGAGAUCAUUCGCCGCUUUAUCGAAUUGCUCAUCAUUGGAUUUCUUGCUGUCAUCGUUAAUACUAAUAACCUCGUUCAGCCCAUUUGGCGGAUAUGGAAUCGAGAGCUCUUGGCCGGUCUAGGUAUAUCGGUAACACUGGCAUUCCUAUAUCCCUUACGAGUUGUGAUGUGGGCGUACUGGCACCGAUCCCCCUCGAAAAAGAUACCGUUGUCCAUACCCUCUUCUUUUGACCCGGCACCACUCCUCUAUCCACCGGGUAUCACUAUCCUCGUAUCUUUGCUCCUUGCUACAGAUAACGAAGCGGUAAUGCCUGUGAACAUAAUACUUGCCAUAUGUUCUUUGCCGCCGAGUUUAAUACCAACUAUUUCAAGCGCUGAUCUAGGAUGCAAUCCAGUGCAUUGGGCUCUCUCAUGUGUACCUCUGCUUCUGAAAGAGAACUCUUGGAGCCCCAACGUUUCCCGAAUACAUUUUGGGAGUGCCGGUUCUGUUCCACCAUCCAUUCCACUCGAAAGCGCAACCCUAUUAUACCCCCUACACCAGAAUCUGUGUUCAGUAUUGCACGCCCUAACUACGACUAGUCUUCUCGUAGCCGAGUUGCAAUUGUUGUCGAUCGCACUCAUUGACCUGUUACUUCUUUCUUAUUCUCCACAAGCGGUCAUUCUGAAGUCCAUGCUCUGGGUAGGGGGUCUUGAUAUUCUCGUCUUAUGUACUCAGGCGAUUAAGUGGGGGAUCUCUUUAGCCCGUGUGCCUAAAUGGCGUUUCAAAAGGGCAACGACUUCAUCUAAGCCGGUUUCAACCGUCCUAUCUAGCAUCAUGUCAUGGAGAAGAGUAAGACACGAUUUAUUCCAUGCACCUGUGGAUAGUUCGCCUUGCAGUUCGUGUGAGGCUUUUGAUGACCCCGAGGACAGUGACGGCCCGGGAUCUAUGAUUCCCAGAAUACCUGCUCGUGUACAAACCAUGCUCGACGGAGAUCAUCGUGAGUUCGAGCGAACCUCAACCUCUCAUACGAAUUCAGCCUUUAAAGCUUCAUCUAAUAUUGCGGAAAUUAAGCCUGGAGCAACACCACUUCGCCGACAUACUCUGCCGGGUACGGACAACGCCUCUCGCAAGUCACACACACACACACCAUCUGGCCGAAGAAAGAGAACUGCUUCUCAUUCCGUUCGUGCUUUCUUCUCACUUACCCAGGAACAAGCCACACUCCGGAAGUGGAUUUACGCCAUAUACGUUUAUGUGUGCAUUCUAGGUGCUAUAUUCCUCCCACUCCCUUUUUUUGGCGUGACGAAAGCCAUCUCGGAUGAAGCCCUUCGCGGCCGUGAACCGGUAGGGUGGGCUCUGGGUUAUCUAUUCGGGGAUCUGCCGCAGUUUAGGUGGGAGGUUAUCAGUCACAAUCUGGAACGAUGGAUAUGCCUUCCACCGAGAUUGUCCAAUGAAUUCGAAUACUCCAAUUCGAUAGGCUGGAUCGACCAUAUAUGCCGGUCUUAUCUUGGCCGGGCCAACACCCGCCUUGCCUUGAGUGCGUAUUUCGCUAUUAUCAUUGCGAUUGGACUUACUGUGGUCUUUCGCCUGUCGUCUAUUUACGAGGUAGACACGCGGCGAAAAGUCUUCCAUUUUAUGAUGGUUGCCAUGUUUCUACCAACGGCUUACGUAGAUCCUGCGUUUGCAGCCUUGGCAUUAUCCAUCGUCCUCGCCAUAUUUCUUCUUCUUGACCUCCUUCGAGCGAGUCAACUGCCACCACUUUCGAAGCCGUUGGCCUCUUUCCUUGCCCCGUAUGUCGAUGGACGAGACCUGCGAGGCCCGGUUGUUAUAUCCCACAUUUUCCUACUGAUUGGAUGUGCAAUCCCCCUCUGGUUAUCGUUGGGUUCCCUCUCGCGUACUGGAAUUGGCUAUCUUGAGGGCUGGGAGUUACCUGCGAGGGAAGUUAGUAUGGUAUCGGGCGUCGUGUGUGUAGGGUUGGGUGACGCGGCAGCUUCUCUAAUCGGAAGACGUCAUGGCCAGCGGAAAUGGUUAUGGGGCGGUGGCAAGAGUCUUGAAGGAAGCGUAGCUUUUGCCCUUGCCGUCUUCGUUGGACUCACUAUAGCACGUGCGUGGCUCCAUAUUGGAGGAUGGUCGCCGGCAAGUGGUAACUCAGAUACAUGGGGUGUCGCGGCUCAGAAGAUGGCAAUGUGUGCUACUACAGCCAGCCUUACGGAAGCGGUCUUGACUGGAGGUAACGACAAUGUCAUCGUACCUGUGGUCCUUUGGACCUGUGCGAAGAGUCUCGGCAUAUAGUCAAAUGCUAGAGGCGGGGAUUAAAUGAAUGAUGCUGAGAGUAGGCGUUUGGUCCAGCCGUUUUUGGCGACUGUGCACCGGCAUUGGGAAGGAUGGUUGGGGCGGCCUAGGUCACAGGUCGGAUAUACCAGGUAGAUUCUGUUGGCAAUACUUGA